Acaulospora morrowiae is the source of this 353-nucleotide messenger RNA. NCBI's taxonomy places the organism in Eukaryota, Fungi, Glomeromycota, Glomeromycetes, Diversisporales, Acaulosporaceae. The record is from the annotation of a GenBank genome assembly.
AAAAUACUGCUGAAGUAUCAAGGAAAGGAACUGAAGACGAAUCGGGAGCGAGCGAUGACGAGAGUGAGGAUACCUUCGAUGAGUUGGAGUACGAAAGCAAGGAAGUAGAAGAGGAGGAAGAGUAUUAUACAAGGGAACAGUUCGAGGAGGAAGAAACGAUUGAUGAAGAGAUUCCAAGUCUAGCAGUAUACCUGACCAUCCUGAAGGAGAUACCAACCGUAAUCAGUGGGGAGUCAGGAAAACGAGAUGAAAAGUCUGACUCACCUGGACCGCCAAACGAAAACCUACCUUAUCAGUAUGACGCGGAUAGUGUCGUUAAACAUGAUCCACUAGGGUACCACUGUAAAAUCUAA